AUGGGCUCUCGAAUUGUGGAUUUCUUUGCCAAUAGAUGGGUUGGUCCGAACAAAACCCAGUCGAUCGAACCCGAGAUGUCAGGAGUAACGACACCUACAACUUUACCCGAAUCACUUGAAGAAGCGACAACGGGCGCUUCUAGUGCACCUUCGCGACAACAGUCUAGUCCACCUACCUCGCCUGUGACAAAAUCCGAAUCCGAAGAUGUGAUAAUGGAAGAUGUUGAGAAGGAGAGCGAGUUGGAGAAACCCGUUGUUGCGGAGGGGGACGGUGAUGAGGAUGAGGAUACGGAGGGCAUGGAUAUGAAGGCUAGAGCGUUGACGAAGUUACUCCAAACCAGCUCCGUCUUCGUGGCUAUCAUGUCCGAUAAGAUGAAAGCGCAACAAAAACAACAGCAAGAAGCAGCUAAGAAAGCAGCAGCCAAGAAACAAGCAGCGGUAGCGAAGGAACCUCCAUCAACAACCGGACGACGCAGUUCUCGUCUGAAAAGUGGUGAAGACGCCGAAGGAGUUCCCGAUCAGAAACAAUCAAAGAAGGCAACCACAAAAAAGGUCGCCAAAAAGAAUGCCGUCAACAGCAAAAGUAUAUCGAGCUAUUUCAAGAAAGCUGAUGUAGAUGUCGGCGGAGAUAACCCCAGCGUGCAGGAAGCAUUGGCGCAAGCAGCAGAUGAACUUGAGGCGAAACCAUCGGCUCUCGGUGAACAGGAAGGUCUCGUGGCCACGGAGCAACCUUCGCUGGUGACCGGCGGGAAAAUGCGCGAGUAUCAACUAGAAGGUUUAGAGUGGAUGAAGUCACUUUGGAUCAAUGGCCUGUGUGGUAUCCUUGCCGAUGAAAUGGGUCUCGGCAAGACCGUUCAGACAAUCUCACUGAUGGCUUUUUUCAAAGAGAAUAACAUCUCUGGUCCCUUCUUGAUCGCAGCACCAUUGAGCACGGUGAGCAAUUGGGUUGAUGAAUUCCAAAGGUGGACACCUAGCAUCAAAACAGUCUUGUAUCAUGGAUCUAAGUCUGAGCGUGUGGAACUUCGGAAACAGAUGAAGUUGAAGGAUCAGAAGGAGGCCGAUUUUCCUGUUGUUUGCACGUCGUACGAGAUUUGUAUGAACGAUCGUGCGUUUCUUGGGCAGUUUUCGUGGAAGUAUAUUGUUGUGGACGAAGGCCACCGUCUGAAGAACAUGAACUGCAAACUGAUCAAAGAGCUACUCACUUACCACUCUGCAAACCGAUUGCUCAUAACCGGAACGCCGUUACAAAACAACAUCUCCGAACUAUGGUCAUUACUACACUUCCUGCUUCCCGAAAUCUUCAACGACCUGGACAGCUUCGAGAGCUGGUUCGAUUUUUCUUCUGUCCUAGACAAAAAUGGCCAAAGAGAUGUGAUUGAGAGACGCAAACGUAAUCUCGUCACUACAAUGCACUCUAUCCUCAAACCAUUCCUGUUGCGACGAGUCAAGACCGAUGUUGAGACCAGUCUACCUAAGAAAAGAGAGUACAUUCUAUACGCUCCACUGACAUCAGAGCAAAAGGAACUCUACAGAGAGAUUCUGAGUGGUACUGGUCGUCAGUACUUGGAGAACAGGGCAAUCGAACGUAUCGAGGCCCGAAGUGGGCGAGUUUCUCGCUCGACCAGUUUGAAAAGAAAAGCCGACGAUAGCGGUUCAAUGACCCCCUCGAGCAAGAGCGUAAAAUCUACUCGAUCUUCAACACCAGGCAGCAUUAGCGGCCGAGCGCGAAAGGGUCGUCAAAGCUACAGGGAGAUUGGUGAUCGAGAAUUCAAUGCUCAGCUUCGCAAACUCGAGAAUGGUAUUGAGGACGAAGAAGAAAAGGAAGAGUCUCCUGGUGAGACCGAACAAGAAGAGAUUGAGCGUGCCAAAACCAUCAAAUUGGCCAAGAAGGAGAUUGGUAGCAAAAAACUUCAGAAUCCAAUUAUGCAGGCCCGUCUGGCGUGUAACUCUCCGCACAACUUUUACUGGCCUUGGGGUGACGAUUCUUCCACAGUUGACGAAACACUUAUCACCGCUUCCGGAAAGAUGCUGCUUCUCGACCGCUUGGUACCCUGUCUCAUGAAAAAGGGCCACAAGAUUCUCAUAUUCUCUCAAUUCAAAACCCAGCUCGAUCUCAUCCAAGACUGGGCAACUCAACUCCGCGGCUGGAACUGUUGUCGAAUCGACGGUGGAGUCAGCCAGGUCGAUCGUCGAGCUCAAAUCAAAGCUUUCAACAGCAACAAGAACUUCAAAAUCUUUUUGCUGUCUACUCGCGCCGGUGGACAAGGUAUCAAUCUAACAGCUGCCGACACCGUCAUUCUCUUCGACUCGGACUGGAAUCCGCAACAGGACCUCCAAGCGCAGGAUCGCGCACAUCGAAUCGGCCAAACACGGCCAGUCAUCGUCUACCGUCUCGCAACCAAGGGAACAGUCGAACAAACUCUUCUCGAAAAGGCAGAUUCUAAACGUCGUCUCGAACGUCUCGUCAUUCAGAAGGGCAAAUUCAAAAGCCUGCUUGACAACAACACCACCCCAAACGACGUUGAAGAUAUCCGCAAAGCUUUGGGCGAAAAUGAAUUUGAGCAAUUCCAUAUUCAGUCUGAUGAUCCAGAGUCUAUUCUUUCGCAGCAUGAUCUUGAUAUUUUGACGGAUAGAAGUGAAGAGGCCUACUUGCGUGCUGAGAAGGGUCUGGAGGAGAGUAGUGGGCGAGCUUUUCAGGCUGUUGAGACGAAGGAGGAUCAAGGGAUUAUGGCUGAGUUGACUGUUCGAUAG
This is a messenger RNA of Talaromyces marneffei, 2751 nucleotides long. RefSeq lists its product as uncharacterized. The transcript is spliced from 3 exons. Gene Ontology annotation, biological process: lymphocyte proliferation; pericentric heterochromatin formation; DNA methylation-dependent constitutive heterochromatin formation. Gene Ontology annotation, cellular component: nucleus; pericentric heterochromatin. Bases 1 to 2751 code for a protein of 916 amino acids. NCBI's taxonomy places the organism in Eukaryota, Fungi, Ascomycota, Eurotiomycetes, Eurotiales, Trichocomaceae. Gene Ontology annotation, molecular function: ATP-dependent chromatin remodeler activity; chromatin binding; ATP binding. The record is from RefSeq and is a predicted model, not a curated record.